This is a messenger RNA of Colletotrichum siamense, 855 nucleotides long. RefSeq names its product putative hydroxyacylglutathione hydrolase. Bases 1 to 855 code for a protein of 284 amino acids. The transcript is spliced from 10 exons. The record is from RefSeq and is a predicted model, not a curated record. Lineage: Eukaryota; Fungi; Ascomycota; Sordariomycetes; Glomerellales; Glomerellaceae. Gene Ontology annotation, molecular function: hydroxyacylglutathione hydrolase activity.
AUGAAUCCCCUCAUCGCAAGGAGGCCAUUUCUGAGACACAACCUCGCUACCGUAACAGCAGCUCUUACAUUCACCAACGCCAUGCAUAUCCAGUCGAUUCCCAUGUGGAAGGGUAGUAGCAACAACUACGCCUACCUGGUGAAGGACGACAAGACCAACGACGCCGUCAUCAUUGACCCGGCCAAUCCGCCCGAAGUCGCCCCGGUGCUGGAGAAGGCUCUGAAGAACAACGAGAUCAACCUCACCGCCAUCGUCAACACGCACCACCACUGGGACCACGCAGGUGGCAACAAGAAGCUGCGUCAGGAGCUGAAGAAGCCCGACCUGGCCAUCAUCGGCGGCAAGGACUGCGAGGCCGUGACGAAAACACCCGGUGACGGCGAGUCGUUCAAGAUUGGCAGCAUCGCGGUCAAGGCGCUCUACACGCCGUGCCACACGCAGGACAGCAUCUGCUGGUUCAUGCAGGACGGGGAGCAGAAGGUCGUCUUCACGGGCGACACGCUCUUCCACAGCGGCUGCGGCAAGUUCUUCGAGGGGACCCCGGAGGAGAUGCACAAGGCGCUGAACAAGACGUUGGCCGCGUUGCCCGACGACACGGUUGUCUUUCCCGGCCACGAGUACACCAAGUCCAACGUCAAGUUCGCCGCGUCGGUGCUGCAGAACGAGGCCAUCCUGAAGCUGCAAAAGUUCGCUGAGAACAACGAGGAGACGCAGGGCAAGUUCACCAUUGGCGAUGAAAAGAAGCACAAUGUCUUUAUGCGUGUGGAUGACCCCGAGAUCCACAAGGUUACGGGAGAGCAGGAGCCCGUCGCCGUCAUGGCCAAGCUGCGCGAGAUGAAGAACAACUUCAAGUGA